Tripterygium wilfordii is the source of this 1664-nucleotide messenger RNA. RefSeq names its product cell division control protein 2 homolog. The transcript has 10 exons. Gene Ontology annotation, molecular function: cyclin-dependent protein serine/threonine kinase activity; ATP binding; cyclin binding. The coding region runs from base 430 to 1299 and encodes 289 amino acids. The record is from RefSeq and is a predicted model, not a curated record. Lineage: Eukaryota; Viridiplantae; Streptophyta; Magnoliopsida; Celastrales; Celastraceae. Gene Ontology annotation, biological process: signal transduction; G1/S transition of mitotic cell cycle; regulation of G2/M transition of mitotic cell cycle. Gene Ontology annotation, cellular component: cytoplasm; cyclin-dependent protein kinase holoenzyme complex; nucleus.
CAAAUAAUAUUAGCCCACGCGGUUUUGAUGUUUUCUUAAUUUUGAGAAACCCUAUUUACCCCAUCAAUUUUCUUCUUCACGACCCUCUAAAGUCUCUCGCCUUCCGUCGAUCUCCUUCUGUCCUUCAUCCUGUUUUCCUGCAUAGCCGCGAUCACUACGUCAACCAUUAACACCGGAGACCUCCACCACCUUUGAUUCCUUGCUGCAAGAACUCCUUCAGAUCAAUUUGGCCCUAAAACUCCUCCUCCUUCGAUUCUUGAAUUGACGCCUUCAAGAAUAAGACCGCGUGAUCUUUUUACCGUUAAAAAGCAAUGGACUACUUCUGCCAUAGAGACUACUACGCCGCUCAAGCUCUCGUUCUUUGAUCGUCAAUCAAGCACCUGCUUCGGUUUGAGCCUUUGGCGUGAGUGUGCAUUUACAUUGCUAAAGAUGGACAAGUACGAAUUGAAAAAGGAGAUUGGAAGUGGUCAAUUUGGCAUUGUUUACCAAUAUUAUGACCAUGAGGAGCAACGUGAUGUGGCUGUUAAAGUGAUCCAAAUAUUCAAUGAAUUUGAUGGGUUCCCUUCUCGCAUAUUGAGAGAGAUCUCGAUCCUUCGAGAACUAAACCACAACGGCAUUGUCAAGUUGUUGGAUGUCAUUAUUGACGGAUGUACUUUGUAUCUUGUGUUUGAGUUUUUGGACUGUGACCUUGCUGAUUUCAUCAUGGAGGAGAAACCUGAUCUGAAUCUGAUAAAGAGGAUAAUGUACGAGAUCUUGAGCGGUCUCUGCUAUUUGCAUUCUAAUAAGGUUAUUCAUCGAGAUUUCUGCCCAAGCAAUAUUCUCGUAGAUAAGAAGACCUUGAAAGUGAAGAUUGCAGAUUUCGGAUUAGCUCGAUAUAUUGAUGAGCCAGCUGAGGCCUAUACACAUACGGAGUGCACAUAUGAGUAUACUGCACCUGAGCAACUUCUUCGUGCACCUACAUAUUCAACUCCUGUUGAUAUUUGGGCUGCUGGAUGUAUUUUUGCGGAGAUGGUGCGAGAAGGACAACAAUUGUUUUGGAAUAAUAGAGAACUGUGCUCAAUUGCUCACAUUGAAAGAAUUUUGGGUGUCCCAGAUGAAACUACUUGGCCGCAUUUGUCUUGUUUUGCACCCACUCUCCAUUCAGUGGCAUCCAGUACUCCUCAGGGUUUGAAAAGUCAGGUGGAAAGGCUUGAUUCAGUUGGACUAGAUCUUUUGUCUAAGAUGCUUCUUUGGGACCCGAACCAAAGAAUCACCGCAUAUGAGGCACUGCAGCACCGCUAUUUCUGUGACUUGUUGUAGGUGAAUGAUUGGGUAUAUUGCACUCGUUGUGGAUUUAUUGAAGAACUAUUCUGGCAGGCAUACUAUUCGUUUCUCUGUUGCUGUCCAUUUGUGAAGGAUGGUGUGAUAAAGAAGUAAAACUUGUGGGAGUUUCAUCAAAUGUACAUAUGGAGCUGGAUUUUGCUUCUGCAAUAGUUCCCUAAUCUUGAGAUUUCAAAUUCCAUGUUUUAGGUGUAUAGACUAUAGAGAUCUGACCAGACACUGUUUUAGGUGUAUAGAAAGUUCAUUGACCACUAUCAUGUGCAUAAAUUUGGAAACAGAUAAUAGUUACGAAAAAUAAGGCUUACUUUGGUGCUCCAUUUUAUAUUCCACCCAUUAUUUUGUGA